CGUUCACGUAAGAGAGAAGAAUACGCCUCCUCAGCGUCAACUGCCCGCCAAGGUAACGAGACGGGCGGAGCCCCAUUUGCGCCACCGCCCGCCCACAAUGCCGUGCUCGCCAGGGCCCCGCCGCCGCCCGCCGGCGGCGGUGCCAAUCAGCGCCGUCCUGCUCCGGCAGCUUCGGAUCGCGGCCGGCCAGGGCUCCCCGCGCCGCCUCCUCCUGCGGUCCCUGGCGCUGGUCCUCACCUCCAACCUCUCCUCCACCCACGCCGCCGUUUCCUCCCGCCUCCUCAACUCGCUCCUCCCUCACCUCCCCGCCGGCCGCCUCCACCUCCUCCGCCUCCUGCCCUUCGACCACCUCACCCUCCUCCUCCUCUCCUCCUCCUCCGGCCCCACGCGACCCGCCGUGUCCGCGCUCCACGCGCUCGCCGUCCGCUCCGGCCACCUGCCCGCCGACCUCCGGCUCGCCAACUCGCUCCUGGCGCGCUACCUCGCGCUCGGCUCCCACGCCUCCGCGCGCCGCCUCUUCGCCGACAUCCCGCGCCCCGACGCCGUCACCUGGAACACGCUCCUCCGCGCCUGCCUCCGCUCCGGCCUCCUCCCCUCCGCCCGCCAGCUGUUCGACCAAAUGCCGCAGCGGGACCUCGUUUCCUACAACUCCAUGCUGUCCGGCCACGCCGCGGCCGGGGACAUGGCCGGCGCGCAACAGCUGUUCGAUCAGAUGCCCGAGAGGGACGUGGUCAGCUGGAACUCGAUGCUUGGUGGAUAUACCCGCCUCGGAGACAUGGAGGAAGCCAGGAGGAUGUUCGACGCGAUGCCGGAGAGGGACGUCGUGUCGUGGAACUCGAUGCUGGACGGGUACGCGCAGGCCGGGGACGUCAAGAUGGCGAGGGCCAUGUUCGACGGCAUGCCGAGGAGGAGCGCCGUGUCCUGGAACGUCGUCCUGGCGCUGUACGCGCGGGUGAAGGACUGGCGGGAGUGCCUGAGGCUGUUUGACGCGAUGAUGGCGGUGGGGGCCGCCGUGCCGAACGAGAAGACCUUCGUGAGCGUCCUGACGGCCUGCGGCAGCCUGGGCGACCUCGAGAGGGGGAAGUGGGUGCACGGCCUGGUCCGACAGAGGUGGGAGAGGAUCGUGCCGGACGUCCUCCUGCUCACGGCGCUGCUGACGAUGUACGCCAAGUGCGGGGUGAUGGAGACGGCGAGGGAGAUCUUCGACUCGAUGGGCGAAAGGAGCGUCCCGUCGUGGAACUCGAUGAUCAUCGGCCACGGGCUGCACGGGCAGAGCGAGAAGGCGCUCGAGCUAUUCCUGGAGAUGGAGAGGAGCGGGCCCAGGCCAAACGAGACGACCUUCGUCUGCGUCCUGAGCUCCUGCGCCCACGGCGGGCUGGUGCUCGAGGGCUGGUGGUGCUUUGACAGGAUGGUCAGGCUCUACGGCAUGGAGCCCAAGGCAGAGCACUUUGGCUGCAUGAUGGACCUCCUCGGCCGCGCCGGGCUGCCCACAGGCUCGGAGAACCUCGUCCAGAAUUUACAAGGCAAGGCGUCCCCGGCGUUGUGGGGCGCCAUGGUCUCGGCCUCUCGGGCGCAGAACGGCUCCAGGCUCGGGGAGUUUGUGGGGAAGAAGCUGAUCGAGAUGAAGCCGGCGGAGGUCGGCCCGUACGUGCUGCUCUCGAACAUCUACGCGGCGGAAGGGAGGUGGGACGACGUCGAGAAGGUGAGGGAGAUGAUGAAGCGGGACGGGGCUGAGAAGGACGUGGGGCUGAGCCUUGUGGGAUCGAGCGAACCGGUGACCCGUCUUGGUACUGAAGACGGCGCGGUGGUGAUGUCGAUGCUGGGCGAGAUGGGCGCGCACCUGAAGAAGCCGGCGACCGAACCCCAGGAGCCCAAGUGCAGGGAGGGAAGGGAUGCCACGAGGACCUGUUGUGCGUGACAGCAGCAACGCAGAGCAUGUUGCAGGAUUACUACGCCUCGCCGUUGAUCAU
Triticum aestivum (bread wheat) is the source of this 1970-nucleotide messenger RNA. RefSeq names its product pentatricopeptide repeat-containing protein At2g44880-like. NCBI's taxonomy places the organism in Eukaryota, Viridiplantae, Streptophyta, Magnoliopsida, Poales, Poaceae. The coding region runs from base 98 to 1918 and encodes 606 amino acids. The record is from RefSeq and is a predicted model, not a curated record. The transcript has a single exon. Gene Ontology annotation, molecular function: protein binding; RNA binding. Gene Ontology annotation, biological process: RNA modification.